Corticium candelabrum is the source of this 1115-nucleotide messenger RNA. RefSeq names its product aldose reductase A-like. The transcript is spliced from 10 exons. The record is from RefSeq and is a predicted model, not a curated record. Lineage: Eukaryota; Metazoa; Porifera; Homoscleromorpha; Homosclerophorida; Plakinidae. The coding region runs from base 30 to 980 and encodes 316 amino acids. Gene Ontology annotation, molecular function: oxidoreductase activity.
AUUUAGUAGGCGUGUCCAUUUAAUUCAUUAUGUCUGCUAUUCCAACAUUGCAGCUUUCCAGUGGCACACUCAUGCCUGUGUUAGGUUACGGCACGUGGCUGUCAGAAGCUGCAGAAGUUGCAAAAGGCGUGAAAUGGGCCAUAGAGACAGGAUACCGACAUAUUGACUGUGCAGAGCGUUACGGAAACCAAAGGGAAAUUGGUCAUGCUCUCUCUGAAUUAUGGAAGUCAGGAUACAAACGUGAGGAUGUCUUCAUCACCAGUAAACUGUGGAAUACUCGCCACGACUGUCCUGAGGAGUCGGUCCGACAAACAUUGAAGAACCUACAACUCGAGUAUCUGGAUCUCUACCUUAUCCAUUUUCCGGAGGCAUUUCCUCGUGGAGCAAGAGAGGAAGAGAUGGGAUCAGGGAAGCGUGACUAUGCAGCAGUGACAUUAACAGAAACAUGGCAAAAAAUGGAGAGUCUGGUAGACAAAGGUCUUGUGAAAGCUAUUGGUGUUAGCAACUUUUUGGUGUCUGAGAUUCAAGAGAUCCUUGGUAGCUGCCGCAUCAAACCGGCAGUCAAUCAGAUCGAGGUCCAUCCAUACAAUACAUCCAUCCCACUAGUCGAGUUCUGUCACACCAACGGCAUCGCAGUCACUGCAUACUCGCCCCUCGCCAAUCAAUACUUUCUCACUGAAGUCGAUCCCAACAACACACGACGUCCAAACACGAAGGACAUGACGCCACUGCUACAGCAUCCUGUGGUUACAAAGAUCAGCGAGGCACACAAGAAGACAGCUGCUCAGGUUCUGAUUCGAUAUGUAAUUGAUCGUGGAAUGACGGUUAUUCCUAAGAGCAUGAGGUUGGAGAGGAUCAAGGAGAAUUAUGAUGUUUUCGAUUUCAAAUUGACCGAGGCCGACGUCGGCGAGCUCAACGCCAUGAACGUCAACUUCAAGCUGGUAGACCCCGGAUGGAGACUCUGGCCUCAACAGGCCUGACAAGACAACAUUCUUUCCUCACAUUUUACAUUCAUAUACAGCAGCUAGAUUGGUAGCCAAACAAUGUCAUGUCCGGUCACUGUGUCUGCUGCUUUCGCUUCGCCUUUUGUGACGGAGUUUGUUUGCCUGAACGAA